CGGGCUCAGAGCGCACCCAGCCGGCGCCGCGCAGCACUGGGACCCUGCUCGCCCUGCAGCCCAGCCAGCCUGCUCCGCAUCCUCCAGCUGGUCUGCCCGCCGACCUGCGCGCCCUCGCUGAGGCCUGUCUGCGCCCCUCGACCCCAGCAGCACCAUGCAUCUCUCCCAGCUGCUGGCCUGCGCCCUGCUGCUCACGCUGCUCUCACUCCGGCCCUCCGAAGCCAAGCCCGGGGCGCCGCCGAAGGUCCCGCGAACCCCGCCGGGAGAGGAGCUGGCCGAGCCGCAGGCUGCGGGCGGCGGUCAGAAGAAGGGCGACAAGGCUCCCGGGGGCGGGGGCGCCAACCUCAAGGGCGACCGGUCGCGACUGCUCCGGGACCUGCGCGUGGACACCAAGUCGCGGGCAGCGUGGGCCCGCCUUCUGCAAGAGCACCCCAACGCGCGCAAAUACAAAGGAGCCAACAAGAAGGGCUUGUCCAAGGGCUGCUUCGGCCUCAAGCUGGACCGAAUCGGCUCCAUGAGCGGCCUGGGAUGUUAGUGCGGCGCCCCCUGGCGGCGGAUUGGGAACUGGCUCCGUUGUGCUGAGGUCAUCUUUGGUCAUCAGCCUCCAGCAUCUGGAAACACCUCCAACGCAAUGUGGCUUUUACAUUUCUUUCUUUCUUUCUUUCUUUUUCCUGGUACUGGGAAUACACAACACCAGCUGUUUUAUUAUUAUUUGGGGAGGGGGUUGUGAUUUUAUUAUUUGUUUUUUUAAAUGAAAAAUAAAAAGUUAUAUAUUAUAUAUAUUAUAUACAUGAAACACACACACCUACACCGACUUGAUGACAAGGGACAGUUUUUAAGAGACUGACAGAACCAGCUGUAAAACAUUGCUGUUUGUAAAUUCAUGUCAUGCAUAAAUGUAUUUAUGUUGUAAAGCUAUUUAUAUUGUUUAUAAAGAGAUAUUUAUAAAAAUUUUAUUUAUGUAACUAAAUGAAAGAAGUCAAUCAUUGUAAUGUUUUUGUCCUAACUAGUUGAAAAAGUGUAAAAAAAAAAAAAGUCAUUCCAUGAAUAUCUUGAAAA
Molecule: messenger RNA, 1059 nt
Organism: Nomascus leucogenys (northern white-cheeked gibbon)
Lineage: Eukaryota; Metazoa; Chordata; Mammalia; Primates; Hylobatidae
Gene: NPPC
Product: natriuretic peptide C
Biological process (GO): cGMP biosynthetic process; receptor guanylyl cyclase signaling pathway
Cellular component (GO): extracellular region
Molecular function (GO): hormone receptor binding; hormone activity
Source: RefSeq, a predicted model, not a curated record